Molecule: messenger RNA, 891 nt
Organism: Kwoniella botswanensis
Lineage: Eukaryota; Fungi; Basidiomycota; Tremellomycetes; Tremellales; Cryptococcaceae
Exons: 7
Coding region: 1-891 (296 amino acids)
Source: RefSeq, a predicted model, not a curated record
AUGCCUCGAUUGAUCUUCGGUCUUUCAUUACUCGCCUCCUUGGCUAAUCUGGUCGCUGCCGAUGGAUUGUUCAUCGGUUGUACCAGCUCAUAUCCCUAUAACGAUGAGAGCUUGAAGUUCGCCUCUGGUACUUACAGUUCCGGUGCUGCCUGUGCUACUGCAUGUACAGGGUACACUUACAGCUAUAAAUUCUACAAUGGACAAUGUGCUUGCUCCAACACUGGUCCUACCGCCUCAAAUAUAGCAGCUGGUGAUGAAGAUACCUGUGCGCAAACGGGUAGAAUCGAAGCCGACAUCGUCAACACCAGUUUCGAUUCGACAGCUUGUUAUGAUGCCGAAGAUUUCUACCUUGGAGCUUCGGACUUUCCUGGAUUAUACUCUGUCACCGAUCCUAAGCAGUGUUUGGCCAACUGCGCCACUGACCAUCUGGCUGUAAUGCAAGCUGAGGGCUCGAGUGGCUGGUAUUGCGGAUGUGCGUCUUCGACGACAGCGACGGCCAGUACAUGCACCACCAAUAGUUAUUUUGUUUUCAAUCACCCAGCCGAUGCCACUGCUUCCGGUCUUGCUCGACGACACCCUCGUGAAGCCCUCGACAGCGCGAAAAGAGCUCAACAAGACCAAUGUCCAGGAAAGAUGACAGCCUGUUUGGUACCAGGUCUUGAACAAAACGAUGCGUGGGAGUGUAUCGAUACACAAAACGAUCUUGAAUCAUGUGGUGGUUGCAUUCAUGGAGCUUAUAACAAUGCCACUGCUUCAGUGGGUGUCAGCUGCCUCAAACCAGGUGUCAAGCUGGGUGCGGCCACCUGCGUUGCUGGUCAAUGUUUAGUCUCAGAGUGCAAAGAUGGACUUAAGCUUGUCAACAACGAAUGUGUUUCCCAAGCUUACCAGUAG